AUGAGUACCAACAAGAACGAUGGGGUGAGCUUUGAACUCUACCGCUAUACACCCUCUCUCGUUGCUGCAAUCAUCUUCAUUGUUCUGUUUGCCCUCGCGACUCUCUAUCAUCUUUACCAAGUCGUUCGCACACGAUCCUGGUACUUUACCGUCUUCGUCGUCGGAGGAGCCUUUCAAAUCAUAGGUUACAUUUGCCGCGCGCUGGCCCACAACGACAAAGAAAACAUCCCAAUCUACUCAGUUGGCACAAUCAUGAUUCUUCUUGCUCCUCCUCUGUAUGCGGCAUCUAUAUACAUGACUCUGGGCCGACUCAUCGUGCGUCUGGAUGCUGAGAGGUUGAGUUUGGUGCCAGUAAAAUGGCUUACUGCAAUCUUCGUUACAGGAGAUGUAAUCGCGUUUCUGAUGCAAGCAGCAGGCGGCGGGAUCAUGGCAAGCGGAACUCUCAGCGCGAUGACCACUGGCGAACACAUCACAAUUGGCGGUCUUGCCGUACAAUUGGUGUUCUUCAGUAUUUUUAUCGUAGCUUCAUCAAUCUUCCACUACCGGAUUCGCAAUAACCCCACUGAGAAGUCUCUCAGCCGAUCGCGCUCUACUACCUGGGAACUUGUCAUGACCGGGCUGUACGUGGCCAGCAUUCUCAUUCUCAUUCGAUCAAUUUUCCGAUUGAUUGAAUACGCCCAAGGCAACGAUGGAUAUCUCAUUAGCCAUGAGGUGUUUAUGUAUGUCUUUGAUUCAAUGCUCAUGUUCUUCACCAUGGUUGCGAUGAGCAUUUUUCACCCAUCGAAGAUCCUUUCUCGGCCAUCGAAACCACGACGCUCAAAGAAAUCUCAUUCAGAGAACACGGAGUUUCUCUCCCAGACUGAAGUCUAG
Penicillium canescens is the source of this 870-nucleotide messenger RNA. Its product is annotated as RTA1 domain-containing protein. The coding region runs from base 1 to 870 and encodes 289 amino acids. The record is from RefSeq and is a predicted model, not a curated record. The transcript has 3 exons. Gene Ontology annotation, cellular component: membrane. Lineage: Eukaryota; Fungi; Ascomycota; Eurotiomycetes; Eurotiales; Aspergillaceae.